This is a messenger RNA of Arabis nemorensis, 1017 nucleotides long. The record is from the annotation of a GenBank genome assembly. NCBI's taxonomy places the organism in Eukaryota, Viridiplantae, Streptophyta, Magnoliopsida, Brassicales, Brassicaceae.
AUGGGUGUGGAAUCGGUGUCUCGAGAAUCUUCGGAUCGGAGAAACUGGGAUAAAAUUUUCAAGAGUUUGGUGAUGAUUCUACAGACGAAACAAGACCAGCUCGAAUCACUUGUCAAAGACAGGAAGAUGAUUGAAGAUAGGAUCAAGAAACAGCACGAAAACUGGGUUAACGAUGUUCGGAAUUACGAGGAUCAACUCUCUCUGAUGAGUAAAGAAAUUGAAACGACAAAGAUGAUGCAGAUGGUUGAAACCGCUAAAUGUAAUCUCUUGGUUGGGUUAAAGGAAAGCGAUCGUUCUAUUUGCAAUUUUAAAUUAGAACAGACGAAGGAUGAGUUAGUUGACUUCAAGUCUUGGUUUGAUUUCCUCACUCUGAGUACAAAUAUGCAGAAGGGAAAUGGCGACUCUGAAGCUGCGGAUAAUAAGUCAUUAGAAGCAGAAUUCAGAAAACUGAAACUUGACUAUGAAAAGCUUGCUUCUCAGAAGAAGUGCGAGGUAUCUGAUCUUUUACGAGAAAACGGGUUUGCUUGGAGUCAAUUCAAAUGUAUCGAAAGUGGAUUCACUGAUAAGUUGAAGAGGAAAGAUGACGAGAUCGCUCAAGCAAAUACGAAAAUUUCAAGUCUUGUAUCUUAUCAAGAGCAGCUUCAAUCAUCUAAUGAUGACAAGGAUGAGAUUAUCUCAAGAUUGAAGGCUAAGGUUGCUGAAAUGGAGUCGAAUUCUACUAAGAAAGAUGAGGAAAUCUCGAAACUCUCACUGAAUCUAGAGUCUUUAAAGAAGUCUCGUGGGCUUACACCGAUUUUAACUCGAUGCACAACACGCCAAAAAGGUAAUACGGUGGGGUCUCAUAUAUCUACAAAGAAAGAGAAGUCAGCUGCAUCAACACCAAAUGAACAGGGAAGCAAAAGCUCGAAGAGGAAAAGAGUGAACCAGACACCGGUCUCAGUUUCAGAAAUCCCAAAGCUGUUCACAUCAACAUUUAGAGUUCCCAAGUUAAAGUCUCCAUCUUCUGGAGCAAUUUAG